Molecule: messenger RNA, 1590 nt
Organism: Marasmius oreades (fairy-ring Marasmius)
Lineage: Eukaryota; Fungi; Basidiomycota; Agaricomycetes; Agaricales; Marasmiaceae
Exons: 9
Coding region: 1-1590 (529 amino acids)
Source: RefSeq, a predicted model, not a curated record
AUGCCGAAGCGGUCUCUUGAAGCCCUCGAGGACUACCCAGAUACUACGCUCAUUAAAUCGACACUUAAGGAUACCUGGUCCAGGUUUCACGAAUGGAAUUUGGAAGAUUCUCGGAAAACCAUAGAAUCUCUACGUGCCCCAGUUGCACGUCGACGGAACCAUACCCUUCUCGAUGAUAAUUACCCAGCGAAUAGCACAACAAAACUCAACGAAUCGGCCGAGGACACCGUUUCUGUGUUCCAGUUUGACGAGGAAGGUGCAAUAGUCACUGUCUCUCGGACGACCUUCCAGACAGUGAGAGUUCAGGGGUUGCCGGAAUCUUUGAUAACCCCAGCGUACGAAUCGGGCCCUCCAAUUUCACGGAAUAUCAUGGUCGGCGAUGACCCCAGUACAUUACCAUUCCUUCCUUUCGCAGACGAUGCUGGUUUCAACUGGGCGGAUUAUGCUGGUCAGCACGACGCGCAAUGCGCCUGGCAUUACCCGCGGUAUAUGAUCGAUCCAGGAGAGGCUUUCAUGGUCGUUCAAACGGUCCGAAAACUUGUCGAGAGACAUGGGCUAACUGCAGAAGAAAUCGAGAGCGCGGGUGUAUUACCUGCGCCCUUGUUAGAUUCCAACUGGCGACGGGGAAUCUUGUAUCAGGAUAGUCUUGUCGACUGGUUUCAGAAGUUUGAAAGCGGCAUUGCAGAAAGAAACGCUAUACUUCUUCCUCGAGCUCUCCUUGCAGUAAAUCGCCUCAACGCUGCAACAGAUGUCAACCUCGGGCUGAGCCUGUUCUGCAACGGCUUAAAUUGCCUCGUCUCGUGUUGCACUACUCAUUUUGACGAAUCACCUGCGCCUCUAGCCACCGCACCCACUGUCACCAGCUCACAGAUUCUUGACAACACUGUUCAACCAUGUGAUCGCCAGUGUUUUCUUUUUUAUCCGCCAUGCUUACCUACCAAUUGGACCACAGAAGAGCUCGAAACACUCCAGGUCGUCGUUCGGUUUUCUCCCGACACCUCUCCAUGUGACCUGGCCGUUAUCUGCAAUAAACCAUGUUUCGAAUCAGGCAUCCAGAUGGCGACGAAAGAUGAUCGACGACAAAGACGUUGGCCAGCGUUUACCGUUGCAACAACAGCGAAUUACACGUUCCUCUUCGUUGAUAUUUCGAGGUCCGUUGACCUUGCGUUCCCCACAACUUCCACUCAAUCUUCUAUCCAGAUGACGAUUUCAAGGAGUACACACGGAACCCACCUUGCUCUCAUGACGGACCUUGUACUGAACAAACCGGAUGUGCUUGUUUCCUUAACAAUGCUCAUUGUGAACACGCUUGUCGUUGUGAUCGUUCAUGUCCACGCAGAUGGAAAGGGUGUAAGUGUCACAGGGCAGGACAAGGACGAAACGUCUGCGGGACAAUUGCUUGUCCCUGUUUUAAAGUUCGAAGGGAGUGCGAUCCGGAAUUGUGCAAUAGAUGCAAGGCGAGAGGUGACAUUUACUAGUUUACGAAACUUCAAAUCUUGUAAAUUAACUCUUCGCUCCCCCAAGACUCCAAUUCCACCCGAUGCAAGAACGUCUCUAUCCAACGAGGCUCGAAGAAGACAGUCGAGGUGA